CGGCUCGGAAACUAAAAUUGAAAAUCAAAAUCAAAGUGCUCUCUCUGCAGUCGAGUAUCUGCAACAUCAUCGCCAUCCCAGUGUCCAGUGUCUAACAGCCACAGCCACAUCCACAUCCCAAUCCAAUCCCAGCGGACAACGUCCAGCCGCCAAGCCAUCAAUCAGUCAUCCAUCGACUAGCCCACUCGACUUCUGAUUCUGCUUCUGCUGCUGGCUUGAGGAUAUCUUCGGUCGGCGCUUUAGUUUCAGUUCGCAUUUGGACGCGUGCUGUGCGGCCUCGCCGAUAGAGAGAGUCGGAUCGGAUCGGAACGCAAUUCAAUUCUGAAUUCAAAACUCACACUUUACACUUGACAAUUCUCAAUACUCAACACUCAAUUCUGAAUCAGAAUCGUGCGCUAAUUAAUCUAAUAACGUAUCAAGAACCAAAACACUGGCCCACACACGUGUCUGAAGUUCAGUGACAAGCCCCAAAUCAGGCGACCAUUCUAUAUAUUCCAUUGAAUAUAUAUAAAUCGUGAAAUCGUAAAACACUUUUAAUCAGCUAGAAACCAAGCGCAGGCACGGCAUAAUUAAUUCGUCUGACCCGCAAAGUUCGCCCAAAGCAAAUACGGUUGUGCAAAGUGUGCUCCAUCCAUAAAGUGCGAAGUACUCCAGCCAAUCGGAAAUCUAAAAUAACUAGUAACAACAUGAAGCUGUCUGCAGUAUUCUUGGCAUUGGCGCUGCUUGCCCUCUCGCUGGUCCAGUGCCUCGGCCUGCCCGAUCCCAGCACCAAGUGCGUCAUGGAGUGCGACACGCAGGAGUACGGAUGGGUGUGUGCCGCGGACGACAAGGGCUCCACCAAGUCAUAUCGCAAUCUGUGCGUGAUGAAGACGGAGAAUUGCCUGCAGAAUGCAAACUAUCAAAAGAUCAGCGACAAGGAGUGUCCGUAGAGCUAUGGAUCCAUCGAUCUGUAGUCCAGCGGAAAUAACUUAAUCAUGAAGGAGAACGAGUGGACGCGGCUUGGCAUUCCGGAGGACUCUUCUUUCUCGCGUGGUAUUUGUGUGUGAUAUUUUUAAGUUGUACUUCAGCGGAAUACAGAACACGCCCCCGAACGUAAUGCAUAAUGAUAAUGUAUUCUAAAAUUAUAAAUAAUAAAUAUUAAAUAAAGUAAUCGUAACACGCAAA
Molecule: messenger RNA, 1164 nt
Organism: Drosophila takahashii
Lineage: Eukaryota; Metazoa; Arthropoda; Insecta; Diptera; Drosophilidae
Gene: peg
Product: pegasus
Molecular function (GO): protein binding
Source: RefSeq, a predicted model, not a curated record